GAUUUUGAUGCUGUAGGAAGCAUUUAUGACACAUUUAUUAAGUUAUUAAAAACAUAUUCAGAGCGUUUGAGGGGUAUAAAAAUGCAUUCAAUAAUAUCAAAAAACGCCAUAAACAAUUUAUCACAAUGUUUAGAUGCCAAAAUUCACGUUUAAAAGUCAAAUUUUGGCGUUUUAAAUGGCAAGUCUCGUGCUUUUGAUUGAUCUCGCGAUUUUCCGACACAAAACCGGAAAUCGCGAAUGUGUCUGGGUAGAAAUGGAUGAUGAGGAAGGGAAAAUGGAGAGUUGGGGAGUAGGAGAUGGACCUAAGGGUGUUGCAGAACAUCAGAAUGGUGAUUUAGGGGGGGAGAAAGGUGCAAAGAUCCAAAAGAAUGAGACAAGUGCAUCGAAAAUCACCAAAUCAACCAAAACUCACCCAUCCAACCACCAAAAUUCAUCAAAACUGAUGCAAAGGGCUCACACGACACAGCCCAUCAUCCUCAGAUCCAUUCCCCAUCAAAAAAACCAUUCAAAUGAUAGUGAAUCGUCCAUGAGUCCGGAUGACAGUUCCAAAAUGGAAGUGGGCAAAAACUUCAGCCCAAGAAACCGACCAAAUCAAUCAAAAAUGACACAAAAAGCUGGUGUGAACCAGCCUAUGACCAUCAGGUCCAACCACCAUCGAUCAAACUGCAAAAUUCCAUCGAAAUUGUCCAACAACUUCGAUUGAAAUUUCAAAGCGGACUCAAGUGCUGACAGUGCAUCAGACCCACCAGAGGUGCUGAAACCGAGACUAAGGGCGCACAAAGUGGCCUGACACCAUAAAUCUCGCACCCUGCCGAUC
This is a messenger RNA of Cantharellus anzutake, 817 nucleotides long. RefSeq lists its product as uncharacterized. Lineage: Eukaryota; Fungi; Basidiomycota; Agaricomycetes; Cantharellales; Hydnaceae. The record is from RefSeq and is a predicted model, not a curated record. Bases 176 to 703 code for a protein of 175 amino acids. The transcript has a single exon.